Molecule: messenger RNA, 1741 nt
Organism: Drosophila busckii
Lineage: Eukaryota; Metazoa; Arthropoda; Insecta; Diptera; Drosophilidae
Gene: yellow-h
Product: protein yellow
Exons: 3
Coding region: 127-1542 (471 amino acids)
Cellular component (GO): extracellular region
Source: RefSeq, a predicted model, not a curated record
GAGAUAGAUUGGUUGGCGUCGUGCAUACAAGUACUCUCAAUCGAAAAGAGAGGGUGAUACAUUACAUUAUUAGUUAACCAGUUUUAACACACGUAUUUGUGUACACAUACAAACUUCAUAAUAAUAAUGAAAUCGUGUUGUUGCUUAAUAAGCAUACUUUCUAUUGUUGGCCUUAAAUAUAUUUCAAUAAUAAGUGCAAAUGGUAUUAGAUUGGAUCAAUCUUUUGAAAACUUACGCCUCAAUCCACCGAAGGGUUCAUUCCAGCAUAACCAGCAAGCUAGCAGCAGGACAGACACUCAAACAUUUCAUGUAGUUAAUGAGUGGAAAUAUUUAGAUUUCGAGUAUCCCACUUUUGUUUCAAGACAACAGGCUAUACUGAAAGGAGAUUUUAUACCUCGAAAUAAUUUGCCCUUGGGUAUAGACAGACACCGAAACCGAUUGUUUUUAACCACACCACGCUGGAAGGACGGCGUGCCUGCGAGUUUGGUCACAGUGCCGUUUCCGACAAAGGAGAUUAGUCCGCAGGUGCGGCCAUAUCCCAACUGGGAAGCCCACAGCAGCCCAUACAAUCCAGACUGUACCAAGCUUAUUUCAGUUUAUCGGACAGCAAUCGAUAGUCAAUGCAAUCGUCUGUGGCUGAUAGAUUCAGGAAUUGUGAAUGCAACGAUCAAUCUCAACCAAGUCUGCUUGCCAAAAAUAGUCGUUUAUGACUUGGACACUGAUCAAAUGGUGGUCAGCUUUCAGCUACCAUCAAGUCAGGUAAAACAGGACUCUCUGCACUCCAACAUUGUGGUGGACAUUAGGCAGGGACGGUGCGAAGACGCACAUGCGUUUGUCACAGAUGUCUGGAGAUUUGGCAUAGUUGUCUACAGCUUGGCUCGACAUAGAAGUUGGCGCAUUACCAAUUACAACUUUUAUCCAAAUCCCGCUGCGUCAGAUUUUAAUAUUUAUGGUUUAAAUUUUCAAUGGAUGGACGGAGUUUUUGGACUAAGCCUUUCCCAAAAGAAUCGUUUCUUGUACUUUCAUCCAAUGGCUAGCUUUAAAGAGUUUAUGGUGUCUGCUGAUUUGUUGUUGGACGAAUUUCUCUGGCUAAAUGAAAGCAUAAACACGUCGAAAUACUUUGUGCCUAUUGGAGAUCGUGGCUCAAAUGGGCAAUCGUCGACAUCUGCUAUCGCUAGAAAUGGCGUUAUGUUCUAUACCCAGGUACAGAAGGAUUUGAUUGGCUGUUGGGAUACAUCUAAGCCGUACAUCAGAGAAAAUCUAGGAACGCUUAUCGAUAUUACAAACAGUUCAAAUACGAUGCUUAUUCAAUUCCCCAACGAUCUUAAAGUAGAUAAUGAAGAGUUGCAGAGUCUAUGGGUAAUGAGCAAUCGCUUGCCAAUAUACUUAUAUAGCCAGCUUGAUUAUGGAGAUAUUAAUUUUCGCAUAUUAAGAGCUGAUGCUGAAAGCGUCGUGGCAAACAGCGUUUGCAAUCCUAUCUAUUUAUCUACAAAUACCCAAAAUAUGGCGGUUAUCUCGCUUAAAGAAGGAGAAUGCUAUUAGGUAUAAAAACACGAAAACCAACUCAUAUUUUUACCAGGGAUUACAAAUAAAAGUUUUGAGAAAUAUAAAAUUGUUUCGCAAAAAAAAAAAAAACAGCAUAUUUGGUACCAGCAGCCAUCCAUAUAUUCUUCGAUUUUUACUUUCAAUUUUAUUUUUUUGAUUAUAUUUUAUAAACAUGUUUUCUUGCCAAGUUCUUCAU